AUGUCAUCCUCUAAGCUACUCGGCGACACCGACACAGACUCGGGCUCGUCCAGAUGUAGCCACUCGAGCGAUGUUGAUCUCGUCCUGGAAGAACCACAUCUACACUCGCUCGGCAUCUCGGACGCCGUGACCGCGCUGGUCUGGUUCACGGGUCCCCUUUUCGGCGCCUUCGUCCAGCCCGUCCUGGGCAGGCUCAGCGACAGGUCGCGGCACCCCUGGGGUCUCCGGAAACCCUUCAUCCUCUGCGGCGCCUCCUGUGUCGCCGCCUGCCUUCUCGCCCUGGCAUGCACCGAGGACCUGACGGGCGACCACAUCGGCGUCGGCACGCGGCCCAAGAUGGCGUACGGGAUGAUGAAGAAGGCCGAGCAUUCGCAUCUGCUCACCCAGGGCCUCGCCGUCUUGUGGGUGUGCGUCAUGACGUUCGCCAUCCAGGCCUUCCAGAUGGGCGUGCGCGCCCUCGUCGUCGAUGCCUGCCCGCCGGCGCAGCAGGUGCGCGCGAGCGCCUGGAGCACGAGGUGGAACGGGCUGGGCAGCGUGUGCCUGGCCCUCGUGGGCUACGCGGACGCGCGCUGGACGCUGUUCGGCGUCGAGGGUAGCGCCAGGAUCAAGACGCUGGCGGCGCUGGUGGCGGUGUCCAUUGCCGCCACCGUGUCGUUGAUGUGCUACGUCGUCCCGGACAAGCCGCGCGAUCAGGGCCCCGUCGAGGAGGAGAAGAAGGAGGGGAAGGAGGAGGACGACGACGACGACGAAGAAGAGGGGAAACAGACACUCUGGCAGACUUGCCGGUCUGUCUGGUCCCUCCAGCUGUCUCGUCAGAGCUGGGAGAGCCUCCCGCCCAUCAGUCUCCAGGUGUGCAAGAUGCAACUGGUGGCUUGGAUGGCCUGGUUCCCCAUCACCUACUACUCUUCCACUUAUAUCUACCAGACAUUUGUGAUAUCCGACCGCGUUCAUCUCGGCACCCGUGACGACGGAGCCUUCGAGCUCGGCCAGUCUGACUACCGGCUGAUCGAGGUGGCAAGGCUCUGCGGAUCCUUCUCCGUGCUCUCCUUCGCCUCGGUGUCCUUCCUGACGAGCCUCUGCCUCCCCGCCGUGACGGGUCACAUGGCGGCGCGCCGCCGCCGCCGCCCGAACCGGACCUGGCACGACGUCGGCGGCGUGCCCCUGUCGCGCUUACUAGUGCACGCGCAGCGCCUCCUGGCCUUCUGCAUGUUCCUGACGCUCUUCGCGUGGACGGUGCCGGUGGCCACGGCGAUCGUCAGCGUCGCGGGCGUCAGCUGGGCCGUCUCGAUGUGGGUGCCCUUCGCGCUCAUCAACGCCGAGAUCGCGGACAUGCGGGGCCCGUCGUCGGCGCUGUACGUGCCGGGCGAGCAGGCCGGCUGGAUCCUCGGGAUGCACAACAUGGCUAUCUCGCUGCCGCAGCUGGCCUCGGCCCUUGUGUGCUCUGUGCUCUUCAAGGUUUUUGAGAGCUUCAGGGUGUUGGAUGGUGUUGCCUGGGCUUUCCGUUUGUCUGGGAUUGCGAUGCUGGUUGCUUCGAGGUAUUCAGGUUGA
This is a messenger RNA of Colletotrichum destructivum, 1548 nucleotides long. RefSeq names its product Putative MFS transporter superfamily. Gene Ontology annotation, molecular function: sucrose:proton symporter activity. Gene Ontology annotation, cellular component: plasma membrane. Lineage: Eukaryota; Fungi; Ascomycota; Sordariomycetes; Glomerellales; Glomerellaceae. Gene Ontology annotation, biological process: transmembrane transport. The record is from RefSeq and is a predicted model, not a curated record. The transcript is spliced from 5 exons. Bases 1 to 1548 code for a protein of 515 amino acids.